This is a messenger RNA of Anoplophora glabripennis (Asian longhorned beetle), 1746 nucleotides long. RefSeq lists its product as uncharacterized. The transcript has 5 exons. Lineage: Eukaryota; Metazoa; Arthropoda; Insecta; Coleoptera; Cerambycidae. The coding region runs from base 96 to 1706 and encodes 536 amino acids. The record is from RefSeq and is a predicted model, not a curated record. Gene Ontology annotation, molecular function: GTP binding.
GUGGUGUUAUACGUUUUAUAUUUUAAUGCGUCGUGUCCGUGGUUUUUAAAUUAUAGAGUUUAAAGUUAGACCGAUAUUAGAAGAACUGUUAAACAAUGUCUGAAGAAGAUAAUGUAGCAGAUAUGGCAAAGGAUCUGCAGAUUAAAGAUGAUCCGUUUAUAAACAUUCUACUACUUGGUGAAACUGGAGUAGGGAAAUCUACAUUCAUAAAUUCUAUUGUAAAUUAUUUAACAUACCCCGAAUUUGAGAUAGCUGCACAGGAAAACCUAAUAACACUGAUAACUUCACAAUUCACUGUGCAAGAUAAAAAUGGUGAAUAUCAUGAAGUUGAAGUUGGUUCUCGCCUUGAAGAUGAUAAAAAUGAAUGCCUUGACGUAGGUAUGUCAGCAACCCAAGAUGUAAAAUCGUAUGUAUUUCCCAUAUGGAACGGUGCGUUAAAAGUUCGCUUGAUCGACACGCCAGGAAUUGGUGAUGGAAGGGGUAUUGAUCAAGAUGACAUGAAUUGUGAAAGAAUUCUUAGUUAUAUUGGACAGUUUCACGAACUGCAUGCCAUUUGCUACCUGUUUAAACCAACAAACUCCAGAAUAACCGUUUAUUUUGAAUAUUGCAUGACUCAGAUUCUCUCACGUCUAGAAAAGUCGGCAAGCAGAAAUAUGAUUUUUAUUUUUACCAAUGCCAGAGGUACAGAUUAUACUCCAGGAGAAACUUAUCCUAUUUUAAAAAAGGUUGUUGCUGACAUUAAAGCAAGACCGCCGUAUGUGGACAUUCCCCUGGGUAAGAAUGUUUUCUGUUUUGACAAUGAAGCUUUUCGUUAUCUGACUGCAAUUAAACAGAAUAUUGAAUUUAACCCUAGAACAGCACAAAGAAAUCAAGAGAGUUGGACUUGGUCAGUUGAACAAUGUAACAACUUGAUAGAAUACAUUAUUGGAGAUUCCAAAAAUCCUCCAUUGCAACCCCAUAUUAUAAAGAACACAAAUGCCAUCAAUGAGGCUCGAAGGCUCAUAAUACAGCUGUCACGUCCACUUGCCGAAAUAUCUCAACUUAUCAGUGACAAUGUUUUUGCUCUACAAAGGCAUAAGGAAGAUUUAGAUAUGAGCUAUAAUACUAUAGAUGAAUUGAAGAAAAAAUUAUACAUGCCCGUCAUAGAUCUAGAAGUUAUGGAAUUGUCACAACCCGUUACAAUAUGUACCAGCAAAAAUUGUGCAGAGAUAUAUAAGGUAGGAGAACUUAAUAAAUAUCAUUACAAACAAAGAUGCCACGAUCCUUGUUUUCUUCGAAAUGUCCCUAAAGAAAUAAUAGGAAGCCCUGAAUUACUACAUUGUGCAGCUAUUAAUUCGUCUACAAAAGCUUGCAUACAGUGUCGAUGUGACUUUUCCACACACAUGCACAUUUAUUAUUUGUCAAAAACGGUGGAAAACAAAGUAGUUGAUAAAAACAUACAAAAAAACAUAAAUAAUAAAACAGCAGUAUUGGAAAAUUGCCAAAUGUUAAUUAAACAUAUUUCUACAAGAAAAAAUGAACUUGAUGAGGAGCACAAUAUAAUUACAAAAACUUGUGCUAAAUUUGCACAUUUUCUGCAGAAUAAUACGAUAACACCAUUCAGUGACUCUUAUAAGGAAUAUAUUGAAUACUUGAUUACACGUGAGAAAUCUUUGGGAAAAUUAGCAAAAAAGGCCAUUGUUGAUCAUCUGGAAAAAACUUUAUGAGAAUAUCAAGAAGCUAAGCGUUUCUUUGAUGAGGCACUCU